This is a messenger RNA of Zootoca vivipara (common lizard), 3324 nucleotides long. RefSeq names its product pleckstrin homology and RhoGEF domain containing G7 (gene PLEKHG7). The record is from RefSeq and is a predicted model, not a curated record. Gene Ontology annotation, molecular function: guanyl-nucleotide exchange factor activity. Lineage: Eukaryota; Metazoa; Chordata; Lepidosauria; Squamata; Lacertidae. Gene Ontology annotation, biological process: Rho protein signal transduction.
CUGAGCAAACAAGCCAGGUGGUUCUGCAGUGAGCAGGCUGCCUGCCUUCAUAAAUUUAACUCUAGGCUGAGGAGUUACACCAUGUACCAUACAACACCAAAGUCAAAUUCCUGAUUUCAAGUGGCUGCGUCUUAAGAGUAGAGGUAGAAGAUUCAGAAUUGCAUAUUUCACUAAUGAAGGACCAGAGUACGUAGUUGGAAGUGCAUUGGACAAAAAAAACCUGUUCUGUUUUUCCUACCCUGUGCUUUUUGCUCCUUGUUUCAGUUGUUUUCCCCUUUUUGGUUGGCAUAAGGAGUUGUAGCAUGCCGACCAGUUUAUUGGGGACAAUCCCCAUUUUUUGAUACGUACUAUCUCUGGUAAAUCACCAGCCCUAUUUUGUCCAUAUUUUGUUUGUUGUUGUUUUGCCAUGUUACAUUUUGCAGUUGCUCAAGUUUCAUUGGGCCACAUAAAUCGAAGUUGAGGUGAGAUUUGAAAACACAGGGAUGUCCCGGCUCCCUGGUAAUGCUCAUUGCUACCAACAGAAUUGGUCUUCAGCUGGUGAUUCAGGAACCUCUAUGGGCUCAUGAACUGAUCUCUGGAUCAUGUUUACACCCAAGGAAGCUGGCUGUAUCAGUGAUCCCUGCGCACCUGCUGUUGAAACAAUCUUUCCGCUGUGAUUAAAGGAUUCAUAAAAAUGGAGUGCAAAUCUUUUGACGUGGAUGAAGCAGUCUGCUUGGAGGAUCAAUGUCAUAUUCUUGAGGUGACCGAACCACAAGAAGACAAUUUGGAUUUGGCAGGAAAGCGUGACUUGGGAAAUGCUGUCUUUUCAUCCUGCGAAACCCCAGCCCCAUCCAGCCCUAAUAAUAUCACCAAGAGGAGGGCCUUUAGUGACAGCCCAAAUCUACUCCAAGUUCCAUCUGUGGAGCAUGACGAUGGUGACUUCACACCUUACCAAUUUAACAGGCAUGCUCCAGGGAGGAUUUCUACUUCUCCAACUCUUAGGAGGCUAAGAAGCAGCACCUCAUCACUCACUCAGGUCUUUUCACUACAAAACAGCACUGAGAGUGCAAGGGGGCACAACCAGAUGCCACAAACUGAACCAACUCUUCUUGCUUAUCAGAGGUGUACUCUGCAUUCUCAGAGUUGCUCUUCGACCUCCAACUCUGGCAUGCACACCGAUUCACUGACACUGAAAGAAAACUCCUCAUUGGCUGACGCACUAUCAGUUCCACCACAUCCUAAAGAUUAUUGUGUUGAUGAUAACACAUUGCAGAACAUGAGGGAGAUCAGCCCUUCUUCCCUAACUAAGGGGAAACAGAAUUCUCAGGAACGUGUUCAGGAAUUACAUUUACAUAAACCUAGCAGUCUAUACAACUCAGCUGAACGCAGGCACAGCUCGGUGGUGGUGAGCUUGCCUGGAUUCGAGAUGUUCCCAGGAGACUUGCUGAUAUCAGACAGUGCAGCAGAAUUCCUUUACCAUUCAGCAUCUCUGCACAGCUCAGAAUCCAAAAAGCCCUGGUGGCCAUUUACUAAAAAAGGAACUAGUAAAGACAAACACAAACAAAUAUCAGAUCUGGAAAACUGUCUGUCCACAGUGACCCUCAGGAUACCAGACUAUAGCGAUUAUGAAUUUCAAAGUGUUAAGGGUAAAUCUUGGCAGGAAAUCAUGAAUAUGCAUCAGCUUGAGCCAAAAGCCAGUGGUGAUCCAUUAGAUACGAAGAAGGAAGAAGCCUUGUGGGAGCUUUUCACAACUGAAUGCACCUACCUUCUUGAUCAUCUCCAGGUUCUCAAAACGAUAUUUAUGGAUACAUUAAGGUACCUGCAAUGCAAGGAGUUUCUCUCGGAUGUGGACUCUGGGCUACUGUUUGCCAACCUAGAGGAGUUAAAUCAGGUGAGCCUCAGUUUUGUGACCAGUUUCUUCAGUGCUAUAAAGGAUCACCUUGUCCAGCCUAUGCCUUCCAUAGAUUUCAUCCCUGUGCUCACAAAGUAUUUCCAAGGGAACCUGUGUCAGAGUCAUGAGAUGUACUGCCUGAAUUAUACCUCUGCUAUCUUUUACUUGGAAAAACUGAAGAAAAGAGAAGAUUUUGGGAUCUAUUUGAAAUGGUGUGAACAGAACGAGCGGUGCAAACGUCUCCAUCUCGCAGAACUGCUGGUUGCCCCUUUGCACAAACUGACCCGCUACCCCCUUCUCCUGAAGAAUAUAUGGAAAAAUACAGAGGCAGCCGAGAAAUCUGUCAUUGGUACAAUUAAAGAAAAGGUGGAAAAAUCUAUAAGAGAUUUGGAAGGGAAAGUGAAAUGGCUGGAUAACUUCCAGAAAUUUAAACAGCUACAAGAAAUUAUAGUUUGGCCUUCACUUUGGGAUCAAGAAAAAAGAUUUUUUGUUCCUGAGUGUCUCAAGAACUUAUUAAGAGAAAACCCAAAUGAAAACAUCUUGUCACCAACAAAAAGAUUUCUUGUUCAUGAGGGGAGAUUAACCCUAGCAGAACAUAUGAGACUUGUUGAUGUCUACCUGUUUCUGUUUGACGAUUUGCUGUUGAUUACAAAGCCUAACCGGCACAGAAAGAAAUCUGCAGUUUCUGACCUGAGUUUAACACCUGUUGGCCCCUUUUUCACUCCCGAAUUGCAAUCUUUGCUUGAAGGUGGUGGCUAUUGCACUGUGCUUGACCAGCCUAUCCCAUUAGACAGAAUGGUAGUAAGAAAUAUUGAGUCCUUCCACAUAACAGUUUUUGGACUACGAAACGCUUUUCUAAUACAGCAUAGAAAUCGGUUUCAGCAGUGCAUAGCAGCCUUUUUACUACAAGCACAGACUGAGUCUCUCAAAAAAACAUGGGUGUCACAGAUGGAAACCGCAAUAUCAAAUUGCACAAAGAGAGAAAAUAAACCUAAAACUUCAUUUUUUAGUUUACCUGCUGAAUCAUCUGAAAUUUAAGUUGUGGUUCAUUGGGAACCACUAGACAAUGUAACAAACUUACUUUAAAAACAACAACAAGGCAUGCAAAAUGUCUGUGAACAUUUUUGGGAGCCUGGAAAGGUGAAACUCUGGAAACAAUCUUGCUAGAACAGAAUUCAGAGAAGGAAAAGAGCAACUUGGAUGCUCAUUCUUCAAACUGUAGUGCUAUGCUUAUGGCCUUUGUUCCUCUCAGGGGGGCAUUCCAUGAUAAAAACUAGAAAAUAUAUGUGAUGUGAUAUGAUAUGGAAAAGGCAAGAAAACAAGUGUCAUUAAACCAACAUCUUUAUAACUGCCUUUACAAGUUUUUCUGCAGUCAAACUGGGGUACCAGUAAUCAUGAGACCUGCUUAAAUCAGAAUAUUUUGUUUUUUGAUCAAAUACUACCAGGUUAUGAAA